CCAUUUCACUCUGUCUCCAUGUCUCGUACCUCCGUUUCUUCCUCCAUUGACGUUGCUGUCAUUCAGGUCCUUCUCAGUGGCGGGAGCUCGCUCUAGCUUUGCAGCUUAAAAAAAUUCGGACGGGAAAUGGCGCUGAAUUGAGGUGUUUUGCUGAAGAAUGAGGCUUCGGCGCUAGUCAGAAGGAGGCAAUUCUUCGGCAUUUGCAUUUUUGCGAGGGAAACUAAACCGGCCGAAGAAAUGGAUGAUCCAGAAUCUACAAUGACUACAGUUGCUAAUUUUGUUGAGCAACUGCAUGCCAACUUGUCAUCACCACUUGAGAAGGAAUUUAUCACAGCACGUUUGCUAGGCAUUGCCAGGGCAAGAAAGGAUGCAAGAACACUUAUUGGUUCUCACGCCCAAGCAAUGCCAUUGUUCAUAAGCAUUCUCAGAAAUGGAACCUCUCUGGCAAAAGUUAAUGUUGCUGCCACUCUCAGUAUCCUGUGCAAAGAUGAGGAUUUGAGGUUAAAAGUGCUUCUUGGUGGUUGUAUCCCACCUUUACUGUCACUUUUGAAGUCUGAAACCACAGAGGCAAGGAAGGCUGCAGCUGAAGCAAUAUAUGAAGUUUCCUCUGGUGGUCUUUCAGAUGAUCAUGUUGGCAUGAAAAUUUUUGUCACAGAGGGUGUAGUUCCAACUUUAUGGGAUCAACUAAAUCCAAAAAGCAAGCAAGACAAAGUUGUGGAGGGUUUCAUCACUGGGGCAUUGAGAAAUCUGUGUGGUGACAAAGACAGAUACUGGAAAGCAACAUUGGAAGCUGGGAGUGUGGAUAUUAUUGUGGGUCUUUUGUCUUCAAGCAAUGCUGUUGCUCAGUCAAAUGCAGCUUCUCUGCUAGCACGACUGGUGCUGGUUUUCAGUGAUAGCAUCCCCAAAGUAAUAGAAUCUGGCGCAGUCAAUGCUUUACUUCGGCUUGUUGGUCAGGAAAAUGAUAUUUCUGUCCGUGCAAGUGCUGCUGAUGCUCUAGAGGCCCUUUCAUCAAAGUCAACUAUGGCAAAGAAAGCCAUUAUCAGUGCAGAUGGUGUUCCAAUUCUUAUUGGGGCUAUAAUUGCUCCUUCUAAAGAGUGUAUGCAGGGAAACGGCCAGGAACUGCAGGAGCAUGCAACGCAAGCUUUGGCAAAUAUUUGUGGUGGCAUGUCAUCUUUAAUACUAUAUCUUGGAGAACUCUCCCAAUCUCCUCGCCUAGCUGCACCAGUUGGUGAUAUAAUUGGAGCUCUUGCUUAUACACUGAUGGUGUUUGAGGAUAAACAUGAUGUUGAUGGGAAGCCUUUUGAUGCAACUCAAAUAGAGGAUAUUCUAGUGGGACUAUUAAAGCCUCGAGAUAACAAGCUGAUUCAAGAGCGAGUAUUAGAGGCCAUGGCUAGUCUAUAUGGAAACAUCUAUCUCUCGAAAUGGCUCGAGCAUGCAGAUUCAAAAAAGUUUCUUAUUGGACUCAUUACUAUGGCUGCUGCUGAUGUGCAGGACUAUCUUAUACUCUCCUUGACAAGCUUAUGUUGUGACAAGGUAGGAAUAUGGGAGGCCAUAAACAGAAGAGAAGGCAUCCAGUUACUUAUCGCAAUGCUGGGACUGUCCGGUGAGCAGCAUCAAGAGUAUGCAGUUCAGUUGCUAUCAACUUUAAUUCACCAGAUUGAUGACAGCAAAUGGGCAAUCACUGCGGCCGGAGGAAUUCCUCAAUUGGUUCAGUUAUUAGAGACAGGAUCGCAGAAGGCUAGAGAGGAUGCUGCUCAUAUUCUGUGGAACCUGUGCAGUCACAGUGAAGAUAUUCGUGCAUGUGUUGAAAGUGCAGGGGCCAUACCGUCAUUCUUAUGGCUUUUAAAGAUUGGUGGACCUAGAGGACAAGAGGCUUCUGCCAAAGCACUUAUUAAGCUUGUGCGAAUAGCUGAUUCUGCUACCAUUAAUCAAUUGUUGGCAUUGCUUCUUGGGGACACUCCAGGCUCAAAGGUCCAUAUAAUUCUUGUCUUAGGUCAUGUACUUACUAUGGCUUCACAGAUGGACCUCCUUCAGAAGAGUUCUGCAGCUAAUAAGGGGUUGAGAACUCUUGUUCAGGUUCUCAACUUAUCAGAUGAGGAAACCCAGCAACAUGUGGCUUCUGUCCUAGCUGAUUUGUUCAGUGCAAGACAAGACAUUUGUGAUAGCCUCCUUGCCACUGAUGAAAUUGUGCGUCCUUGCAUGAAGCUUUUGACCAGCAAAAAUCAAGUAGUUGCAACUCAAUCAGCUCGAGCAUUGGGUGCUCUGUCUCGUCCAACACACAGUGGAUCUGCCAAUAAGAUGCCUUAUAUUGGAGAGGAGGAUGUCAAGCCACUAAUUAAAUUGGCUAAAACUUCCUCCAUUGAUGCUGCUGAAACUGCAGUUGCUGCACUGGCCAAUCUUCUCUUUGAUACAUCUAUUGCUGCUGAAGCUUUGGCAGGAGAUCUUGUUUCAUCUUUAACAAGAGUUCUGGCAGAAGGAUCUUUGGAAGGCAAACAAAAUGUAUCACGCGCACUUCAUCAGUUACUGAAACAUUUUCCUGUUGGUGAUGUUCUGAAGGGAGAUGCUCAGUACCGUUUCACUAUUCUUGCACUUCUUGGUUCCUUGAGUGCUAUGGAUAUGAAUGGAACUGAUGCUGCUGAGGCUUUGGAAGUAGUUGCACUGCUUUCCCGGAAAAAACAGGACGACAAUUUCACUUGCACUCUGUGGUCUGCAUUUGCAGAAACACCAUCCAAUUUAGAACCUCUUGUACGCUGCCUGGCUGAGGGGCCUCCCCAAGUGCAGGAUAAAGCAAUUGAAAUUCUGUCUAGACUGUGUGGUGAUCAAUUAGUUGUUCUUGGGGAUUUGUUGGCUGCCAUGUCUAGAUCCAUUAUUUCAUUAGCUGAUAGAAUGAUGAACUCCUCCAGUUUAGAAGUUAAAGUUGGAGGAGCUUCCUUACUCAUUUGUGCUGCAAAGGAGCAUAAAGAGCUGUCAAUGGAUGUACUUGACACUUCUGGGGACCUAAAACCAUUAAUAUAUGCUUUAGUAGAUAUGCUGAAACAGAACUCUAGCUGUUCAUUAGAGGUUGAAGGGAAAACUUCUAGAAAUUUUAUGGUGAAGAGUGCAUUUCAGGAAGUUGAUCUCGAUAUUCCUGAUCUGGCCAAAGUCUCAGGUGUUACUGUUGCCUUGUGGUUACUCUCAAUCAUUGCUUCUUCCAAUACAAAGAACAAACUCACAAUUGUGGAAGCUAGUGGACUUGAGUCUCUCUCUGAAAAGCUUGCAAACCAUACUUCCAAUCCGCAGGCUGAAAUUGAGGAUGCAGAAGGAAUAUGGAUAAGCGCCUUGCUCCUGGCCAUUUUGUUUCAAGAUGGAAAUGUUGUUCUAUCUCCAGUAACAAUGCAUAUUUUACCUUCUCUCUCUCAUUUACUGCAGUCUGAAGAAAUGGCAUAUAAAUAUUUUUCUGCCCAGGCUAUGGCUAGUCUUGUUUGUAAUGGUAAUAAGGGAAUAGCUCUUGCUGUUGCAAACUCUGGUGCCGUUGCCAGAUUGAUUUCUGUGAUUGGCUAUUUAGAGUCAGAUAUACUAAACACUGUUGCUUUAUCAGAUGAUUUUUCACUGGUGAGAAAUCCUGAUCAAGUAGUUUUGAAUCACCUUUUUGAAAUUGAAGAUAUAAGAUUGGGGUCUACUGCACGGAAAUCUAUACCUCUCUUGGUGGAUCUAUUGAGACCAAUUCCAGAAAGGCCUAGUGCUCCACCAGUUGCUGUUAAAAUCUUGACAUGCAUUGCAGAUGGAAGUGAUACAAACAAAACAAUUAUGGCUGAAGCAGGCGCUUUGGAAGCUUUAACAAAAUACCUGUCUUUGAGCCCUCAGGACUCAACUGAGGCCAGCAUUUCGGAGCUAUUAAGAAUACUAUUUUGCAAUUCUGACCUUAUUAAACAUGAAGCAUCAGCAAGUUCCCUGAACCAACUCAUUGCUGUUUUGCGUCUUGGAUCAAGAAAUGCUAGAUAUAGUGCAGCAAGAGCACUUUAUGAACUUUUUGAUGCCGAGAGUAUUAGAAACUCAGAAUUAGCUAAACAGGCCAUUCAGCCUUUGGUUGACAUGCUUAAUACAGCAUCAGGUAGCGAGCAGGAGGCUGCUCUAACUGCAUUAAUCAAAUUAACAUCUGGGAAUUCUCCAAAAGCAUCUAUUUUUGCUGAUGUAGAAGGGAACCCACUUCAGAGUUUAUACCAGAUAUUGUCCUCCGCUUCAUCCUUGGAACUGAAGAGCAAUGCCGCACAACUCUGCUUUGUCCUUUUUGCUAGCAGGAAGAUUAGAUCUGAUCCGCUUGCCUCAGAAUUCAUAGAACCCCUUGUUUCACUGAUGCAGUCUGGUUCUGAUCUGGCAAUAGAAGCUGGGGUUUUUGCUUUUGAGAGAUUAUUGGAAGAUGAACAACAUGCGGAGCUUGCAGUAGCCUACAAUGUUGUGAAUCUCCUUGUUAGUUUGGUUGUGGGUUCCAACUAUCAGCUGAUUGAGGCCACCAUAUCUGCUCUCAUCAAACUUGGCAAAGAUAGGACGCCAUGCAAACUAGACAUGGUUAAAGCUGGCAUUCUUGACAAUUGUCUGAAGUUACUUGAAUUUGCACCUAGCUCACUGUGCUCCACAAUCGCUGAACUAUUCCGCAUUUUAACAAAUAGUAGUGCAAUUGCUAGAAGUUCAGCAGCUGCAGAAAUUGUAGAACCCCUUUUUCAAGUUCUGCUCCGUCUAGAUUUUGACUUGUGGGGACAGCAUAGUGCCUUACAAGCACUUGUAAAUAUAUUGGAGAAGCCACAAAGUCUUGCAACCUUAAAACUAACUCCUAGCCAAGUUAUUGAGCCCUUAAUCUCUUUCCUGGAAUCCCCAUCCCAGGCCAUUCAGCAACUUGGCACUGAACUGUUGUCUCAUCUUCUUGCACAGGAACAUUUUCAGAAAGAUAUUAAAACAAAGAAUGCUGUAGUUCCUCUUGUUCAACUUGCAGGAAUUGGAAUACUGAACUUACAGCAAACAGCAAUAAAAGCAUUGGAGAAAAUAUCCAAAAGAUGGCCAAAAGCAGUUGCUGAUGCAGGAGGCAUUUUUGAGCUUGCAAAAGUUAUUAUUCAAGAUGAUCCUCAGCCACCACAUGCACUCUGGGAAUCAGCUGCUUUGGUUCUUUCUAAUGUGCUAUGCUCCAAUGCUGAUUAUUAUUUUAAAGUUCCUGUGGUAGUUCUUGUGAAACUUCUGCACUCAACAGUUGAGAAUACCAUUAGUGUAGCACUGAAUGGCCUAAUGAUUCAUGAAAGAAGCGAUGCUUCAAGCGCUGAACAGAUGAUGGAAGCUGAAGCUAUAGAUGUUCUGUUAGACCUUUUAAGAUCUCAUCAAUGUGAAGAAGCAUCUGGGAAAUUACUUGAAGCUUUAUUCAACAAUGUGAAAAUAAGAGAGAUGAAGGCAUCUAAGUAUGCAAUAGCACCGUUAUCUCAGUUUCUGUUGGAUCCGCAGACCAGAUCACCGUCUAGCAAGCUUCUUGUUGCUUUAGCUUUGGGAAAUAUUUCCCAGCAUGAAGGACAUGCUAGAGCUAGUGGUUCUGUUUCUGCUUGUCGUGCAUUGGUAAGUUUACUUGAGGACCAGCCAACGGAAGAAAUGGUGAUGGUUGCUAUUUGUGUGCUGCAAAACUUCGUCAUGAACAGCAGGACUAAUAGGCGAGCUGUUGCAGAAGCUGGUGGUAUACUGGUCAUUCAGGAAUUACUGCUGUCUCCAAACCUAGAAAUUGCAGGACAAGCGCUGCUGAUCCGUUUUUUAUUUUCUACUCACACACUACAAGAAUAUGUGUCAAAUGAGCUGAUCAGAUCUCUGACAGCUGCACUGGAAAGAGAGUUGUGGUCAACAGCCACAAUCAAUGAAGAGGUUUUGAAAACUCUGCAUGUCAUAUUCACAAACUUCCCUAAGCUCCAUGUGUCUGAAGCAGCAACUCUAUGCAUUCCUCAUUUGGUAGGAGCUCUCAAAUCUGGUAGUGAAGUGGCUCAAGACUCUGUACUAGACACCUUGUGCUUGCUAAGACAUUCUUGGUCAACCAUGUCAAUAGAUGUAGCAAAGUCUCAGGCUAUGAUCGCUGCUGAAGCCAUUCCCAUCCUGCAAAUGCUCAUGAAAACCUGCCCCCCAAAUUUCCACGAGAGAGCAGAUAGUCUUCUGCAUUGCUUACCAGGUUGUUUGACAGUCACCAUUAAACGUGGAAACAACCUCAAGCAAGCUAUGGGAAGUACAAAUGCAUAUUGCCAGUUAACAAUAGGCAAUGGUCCUCCCAAACAAACCAAGGUUGUAAGUCACAGUAUUUCGCCAGAAUGGAAGGAAGGAUUCACAUGGGCGUUUGAUGUGCCUCCAAAGGGCCAGAAGUUGUACAUCAUAUGCAAAAGCAAAAAUACUUUUGGCAAGGCAACACUUGGAAGAGUUACCAUACAAAUUGAUAAAGUAGUAAACGAGGGAGUUUACAGUGGAAUAUUCAGUCUUAAUCACGACAGAAACAAAGAUGGUUCUUCCCGAACUCUUGAAAUUGAGAUUAUAUGGUCCAACAGGAUCUCUGAUGAUGACCUUUGAAUCUUGACUCAGGCUGCAGCUCUGAAGGGAUUAGUGAAAUUUGUUUUUUGCUGGUAAUAUGUUGUCAUAUGUUGGAGGUCCAGUUUUGCAGUCUGGCAGAUCAGGUUGCUUAAGUUGCAAGUGUAAAUUAGUCUUGACAGUUUUUCAGAGGCGAAAGUUUGGAAAGGAGGCUAUCCCACGAAGUGGGAAUAUAAAGAUGGUUAAAUUGUACAGGUCCCUCAGUCAAUAGGAAUUAGCUGCAUAAAGCAGAGGAAGAAAUCUCAUUAUAAGUUAAAAAUGAUAUCAAAGGCGUUACUUUUUUUCCCCCAAAACCAUCAGGUGGCUACUUUUUAUGCUUGGAGCCAGGGUAUGGUAAAACGCUAUGAUCAGAUAUGCCAUUUUCCCUGUAUCACGAACAAGCUCUCUUUUGACAUGUUUACUCAUUCACAUUCUCAACA
Molecule: messenger RNA, 6992 nt
Organism: Neltuma alba
Lineage: Eukaryota; Viridiplantae; Streptophyta; Magnoliopsida; Fabales; Fabaceae
Product: protein CELLULOSE SYNTHASE INTERACTIVE 3-like
Biological process (GO): anisotropic cell growth; regulation of cellulose biosynthetic process
Cellular component (GO): cellulose synthase complex
Molecular function (GO): microtubule binding
Source: RefSeq, a predicted model, not a curated record